AUGCUGAUGCCAGGUGCAACGGGUCUGAGCGCGGUGGCUGCAGGACCAACUGGUCAAGAUGAGCUGGUAACGAGUCUUGGUGCUCUGGCGGGUGUAACACCCCAACAGAAAGACACAACAUGGACGAAAUUAUUCGUCGGCGGACUUCCCUACCACACUACCGAUAAAAGUCUUAGAGAGCACUUCAACGUCUACGGGGACAUCGAGGAAGCUGUCGUGAUAACAGACAGACAGACCGGCAAAAGUAGGGGCUAUGGAUUUGUAAUUAUGGGUGACAGACCAGCUGCCGAAAGAGCGUGCAAGGAUCCCAACCCGAUAAUUGAUGGCCGGAAAGCUAAUGUUAAUUUAGCAAUACUGGGCGCCAAACCACGUGGCAAUCUCCAAACCACAUUUCCAUUUGCCGCUGGUAUAAGAACUGGAUAUCCUACAGUACUACCUAGCCAAUAUGGAGUACCACCAGGUUACAUGUACCAGUCGCCUUACCUGACGGCGGCGGCUCCUGGAGGCUUGAUGCAAUUACCAACGACGCAAUUGAGCCACGCGGCAGCUGUAGCCGCGGCAUCGCAGUUCUACGAGUACCAGAAUGCCGCGGCGGCUGCAGCCGCUGCAGCAGCGGCUGCUUCGUAUCCUGGUACGUCGUCGUACAACUUCGCCGAGGCUGCCGCUUACCCGUAUACCAGUGCUGCCGCGGCCGCGAACGCAGCGGCCGCAAGCUACGUAACACCCUAUACGUACGCGACAUUACCAGGUGCAGCGGCACUGCAAGGAGCAACAACGACGGGUGCAGCCUUCCCGGGAUUGCCUUACCAAACGACGCCCCAAGAGGCACGACUUCAAUAGACACCAGUAGUCCAUACUACUACUAUUUAUACAACUACUUAUAA
Molecule: messenger RNA, 884 nt
Organism: Cotesia congregata
Lineage: Eukaryota; Metazoa; Arthropoda; Insecta; Hymenoptera; Braconidae
Source: the annotation of a GenBank genome assembly